CUGGAAAUUUCGUGCAGGUUUACGCGAGAAGCAGUGCCAUCAGAUCCGUCAAAAUUAGGAGACAAACUUAUUCUAAGGGGUUUGAUGUUUCAUGGUUUUCAUGGAGUGAAACAAGAAGAAAAGAAACUUGGUCAAAAGUUCAUGAUAGACGUUGACGCAUGGAUGGAUCUUCGUACACCUGGUCAGUCUGAUACAGUCAGCUACACUGACAUUUACCGCAUUGCGAAGAACAUCGUAGAGGGUCCUUCUCAAAACCUAUUAGAAUCGGUGGCUCAACUGAUUGCAACAACAACGUUAAACAACCACUCCCAAAUAUCCGCGGUUCGUGUGGUUGUUGGAAAGCCUCAUGUUGCUGUUCCUGGUCCUCUAGACCAUUUAGGUGUCGAGAUUAUGAGAUACAGAAGCACCGAUAUGCCUCUUUAAGAUG
Messenger RNA from Helianthus annuus (common sunflower), 427 nucleotides. Its product is annotated as dihydroneopterin aldolase 2. The transcript has 2 exons. Lineage: Eukaryota; Viridiplantae; Streptophyta; Magnoliopsida; Asterales; Asteraceae. Gene Ontology annotation, biological process: folic acid-containing compound metabolic process. The annotation marks the transcript as partial. The record is from RefSeq and is a predicted model, not a curated record. Gene Ontology annotation, molecular function: dihydroneopterin aldolase activity. Gene Ontology annotation, cellular component: cytoplasm.